CUCAUCAUCUGAUGCUGAUUAGUGGAUAUUCUUACAAUAAUUUGGAGUUUCUUGUUUUGUCUCUGGCUGAAGCAAAAUUUGGAUAUAUUCUGGAGGCUUUAGACAUGGGUGCUCCUCCACAUGGGGGAAUUGCAUAUGGUUUAGAUAGAUCGGUUAUGUUGUUGGCCGACGCUAAUUCCAUCAGGGAUGUCAUUGCUUUCCCAAAGACGACAACUGUGCAGUGUGCCCUUACUCGGGCACCAUCAGAGGUUGAUCCACAGAAGCUAAAAGAUCUAUCUUUUCAUGUUCAAUAG
Hevea brasiliensis (rubber tree) is the source of this 293-nucleotide messenger RNA. Its product is annotated as aspartate--tRNA ligase, chloroplastic/mitochondrial-like. NCBI's taxonomy places the organism in Eukaryota, Viridiplantae, Streptophyta, Magnoliopsida, Malpighiales, Euphorbiaceae. Gene Ontology annotation, biological process: aspartyl-tRNA aminoacylation. The record is from RefSeq and is a predicted model, not a curated record. The transcript has 2 exons. Gene Ontology annotation, molecular function: aspartate-tRNA ligase activity; ATP binding. The coding region runs from base 12 to 293 and encodes 93 amino acids.